AUGUCUUCGGAUGAGCCGUGCAUAGAUGCAGUGAUCGAAUUAAAAUCUCCUGAGAAAAUCAAAGCCGACGAAUCUGUGGAAUUUACGGUUGAAAAAGAGGAUUCUGACGAUGAAAGCGCCGAAGAUGGAGAAGACAAUGAAGACGAGGAGGAGGAGGAAGACGACUUUAUUGCCCGAUCUAAGGCCUCCAACGACAGAUGGGCUCAGCUGAUUGCCAACGCAGAAGCCGAGUUCGAAUUGGACGAAAGUCCUUUGGACAUUGCAAUCAAGGACAUAAAGUGGGUUUUCUUAUCUCAGAUACCGUAAUCUCAUGACCUCCCAACGAAAUUUUAGACGUUACCUUACUCAGGAAAUACGGUAACCAAUUAUUUUAUAAAGUUUAUUUCUAGACAAGGAAACUUGUUGCGGAGGAUUACGGUAAUUCGGACAUUGCCAUCAUUAAUCAAGGAAGAAGGAAGCAGUGCGUUGGAACGAUUAUUGCCAGUUAUCCAGGUAAUUUUAUCAUUUUCUCAGCAGAAAUAAAAAAAUCUCUAGCAAAAAAAUUCGUUUUGGUUAUCUAAAUGUCUUUAGGACUCGUUAUCCUCCGACGCCUCGCUGGAUCUUCAUGCCGAGGCCAUUGCUGUCUUUGCGGGCUUGAUCCGAGACCGGACACUGGUCAACAUCCAUCCGUGAGUUCUUUUUUUUUUUGCUUGACCACAGGUGUUUUGUGACCAAGAGGUUGGACCUUAUCUCUUUAUUUCAGAGAGCUGCCUUCGAAAUUGCUCUCUCAGAUCCUUGAAUUUGUGGAUCUUCAUUCGGAAUCUCGUAAGUCAUUGUUUUCUGCCAGAUGUAUUUUAUCUCUAUGACCCCUUUUCUAUAAAAAAUUUUCAUGAUGAUUUGAAUUUUUUUUGCAUAUUGCGAAUGUGAAGUGCAUUAUGUAAGAUAAUAUUUUCUCUUUCCUUUCAGUCUCCGGAACAGCCUGGUAUGAGAACUUUUUGGAGAUUGCCCCAUAUUUCCCCGUCCGAACUGUGGUAGAUUUAGUAAGUUUCCUGCCGGAACAAACAAUGUAUUCGAUUGCUUUUAGAUUCUCCCUAUUGUUGUGAGCCGUUGUGAGCCUAAUAGAAAGGCCCAAUUGAGAUCCAUUUCAGCCAGGCUUUUGGAAAAGUUAUGUGAAAUUAUACCCUCAGAGAAGUAAGUCAAUCAUGUUUUGCAAAAUAAGGCCGCGUGAUAUUCACAAUUUUAGCGUUAAGAAGGAUAUUGCACCGUGCAUUCAGAUGUUGUGCCAGGAUCCAGCCCCUGCCGUCCGCACGGAGGUGGCAAAGAGAUUGUCGGUGAUUGCCCGGGCCCUAAAGUAAGCAGUUAUCCUUCUAAUUCUUAUCACCGUUUCAGCAACUCAUCUGAAUCCGUUUCUCUCCUUUUACCAUCCUUGAUUGAGUUAUGCAAAGAUGAUGAUAGUCAAGUCAGAGAAUCAAUCCUCACCACUCUCGUCGUUUGUCUUCCAUAUUUUACAAAAGAUAGUCGCAAAUCAGUUGUUAUCCCACUUCUCAAAAGGUGUGCAGAACAAGCUUUGAUUAUGAGAGACAACACUUUGGCUACAGUAUCCAGACAAUUGGGGGCUUGGUUGGAAGAAUUAAAAGAUUUGUUAAGCCCUCAAGAAUUAAAAUGGUUUCUGGAUGUUUAUGUGAGAAUCACAGAGUUGUGUUUGAAUAAUGAUUCGAUAACGACAUUGGCCUGCAAAAGAAUGUGCGCUUACAAUCUGCCGGUAAUUGACUAGUUCGAGACAUGUUCUGACACUUGCUAUUGCGUGUAUGCCUUUCUUUUCCUUUUAGUGUUUUGUUCGAGCUUUUGCCAAAGAAGCCUUCGAAGAUCGUUUAAUGCCUCUGGUGGAGAAACUAGCUCAGGAUCAGGAUGAAGAAGUACGCUGUACCAUUGCUUCCGGUUUUCAUGAAAUCGUCAGAUACGGAGGUCACAGUCAUUUGUUAUUGGCUCCAUUUAUGGAGCUGAUUCGGAGCGGAGCCGUGGAAGUUGUCCAACAUUUGACAGCUAAUUUGAACGAGAUCUUACCCAUUUUGUAUCAGAGUUUGCAAAACAAUCCUAAUCAAGUAAGGAGUGUUGUUCUUUUUUCUUGUGAAUGUCAUUGUUCUAUGACUAUUUUUCAUAUUUUUUAGAAAACCACAUCUGUUCAAUUAGACCGUAUCCUGCUCGGUUGUAAUCGCCUAAUCCGAAACACUGGCUGCUGGAGAUCACACGAGUCGUAUCUCUCCAAUAUGAGUGUGAUGAGGCACAUCUUGCCCACAAAUGAUCUCUACGUUUCUUUCCUUCCCCUAUUCAAACAAGAAGUCUUAACAGCCAGAGCAUUGCCUUGUAGGGUAGCUGCCGUAAAGACAUUAUUAUUGAUUAUGAGGGAGCUGCCGGAGAAGAAGAACCGACAAGAAGUAAUCGACUUCUUUAAUGAAAGUAAGCCCUUUACAGACAAUUAUGUCGAAUCCACUUCACAAGUACUAAUUGUCGCCUCUUACAGCGAUUGCAAAACACGAAAGUUGUCAGCGUCGAAAGUUGAUGAUAAAUGCAGCUGAAGUUGUCCUCGAGAACUUUAGCAAAGAAUUUUUUGUCCAAAAUUUCCUUGGUUCCAUUAUUCGACUGUCAAAAGAUCCAGUUUGGAAUAUACGGUAUGCUCAUUGAUGUAAGUUUUCAGUUCUCUUUUAGACUGCAAGUUUGCAAAUUCUUCAUCAAGGUCAAGCAGAAUCUUGUUUAUCCGACAGAUGAGCCAAUAAUAAAUAGAAUGGAAAAAGCAAUCAAAGAAUUGCUUACAGAAGAUAUUAACAUUUACAAUCGACAAAUGGUCCAGCAGGUGGGUGGCAUUACAUUUGCUGAUAAUGGAAUGAUUUUAGUUUGGGUGUGAUCUCUCUCGCGCCGAAACCAGAAAUUCUGACGAUGAGAACAAAAAGAGACUAGCAGAUGAAGAAAAAUUAUGGAAGGAGCCCGAGGCAUCGCCGAAAGAAGUGGAAGUGAAGCCAUCAACGUCUAAACCUACAAUAGAAAUACCCCCGCCGCCUACUAAACGGUCGAAAACACCGCCUCCUGUCCCACCAAAACCCAAGGUUGGUAUUCGACGUACAUCCUCGGAGACUACGAACAUACAAAGGUAAGUUCUUCUGACGUACUUGUUACUGCUUUAAUUGGUUCUUCUGUAACUUUUAACUGUUUCUUUUAGACCAAUUGCUGAAGAAACGUCGAAAACAAUUACACCUUUAGUCGUGAGCGAUUCAAGUCCAUCUACCUCAACAGCACCACCUAAUUGUGCCGUUCCUUGGAAAACAAUUCGAAAAGAGAAGCCGAAAAUGGCCAUCGUUCGACCUCAGCCUCAGGUUGUGGUCACUCAACGAGCUCCCUCUCCAAUGCCUCGAGCUGAGAAAGAUAGGAAAUCGAGGUUGCCACUGUCGACUGGUCGAUAUCGAAGUAAUUCCAAUUCCAGAGAGUCUACGCCAGCUCCAGAUUUGAAUCUCAAGAAGUAUGCGCCUAAAGGUAAAUCGAAAUAAGUUGUUGAUAAUAGUUUUUUUCAGACAGUGCAAAGCCUCCUAUAGCCCUCCGGCGGUCAGCCACCACUUCAAAUGCUUCGGCAUCAGCUUCGAUGCCUCCGACAAGUCCGAUGAGUCGAUCCACUGACACCGAUCUCAACAAAUCCUCCUCAUCUUCAAGAUCUUCAAGUAUCAGACGACCUUACAGUCUUUUGAAAGUCCAAAGUACGAGCUCCAUUGAUAGAAAACCAGGUCAUAUGUCUGUGCGGGUAACCAGUAUGACAUGA
This is a messenger RNA of Bursaphelenchus xylophilus (pine wood nematode), 3784 nucleotides long. Lineage: Eukaryota; Metazoa; Nematoda; Chromadorea; Rhabditida; Aphelenchoididae. The record is from the annotation of a GenBank genome assembly.